UUCAUUAGUCUAUUAUCUCACAAUUCAAAUCCAAAUAAUAAUAAAACAAUUUAAUGGAAAUUGAAGUGAAGCUCCGGCUCCCGUCCUCCGCCGCUCACGAGCGGCUCUCCGCCGUUCUCUCUGCCUACCACCGCCGCACUCACCUCCAAGAGAACCUCUUCUUCGACGGCCCCAAUGCGGAGCUCGCGUCCAGCUUCGCCGCCCUCCGCAUCCGCUUCUACGACCUCGACUCUCGCUGCGUUCUCUCUCUAAAAUCGAAGCCCCAAAUCUCAGGCGGAAUCAGCCGCAUCGAGGAGCAGGAGGAGCCUCUCGACCCCACCGUCGGCCGCCACUGCGCCGCCGAUCCAUCGCGGCUCCUCCUCAUCGAGCCGUCCGACAUAAUUAGGAGGGUGAGGGAGGAGUUCGGUUUGGGCGGGAAGGGUUUGGUCUGUUUGGGGGGUUUUAGAAACGUGAGAGGGGUUUACGAGUGGAGCGGGCUAAAAUUAGAAGUCGAUGAGACGCUCUACAGCUUCGGCACGAGCUAUGAGGUCGAAUGCGAGAGCUCCGACCCCGAUGAAGCGAAGAAUUUGAUCGAAGGGCUCCUGCAGAGCAAUGGAAUUGAGUAUCAGUAUUCGGAGAAAUCAAAGUUCGCCGUUUUUCGAUCAGGAAAGCUACCUGGAUAGCUUGAGAGAAAGAGUAGUGGAAGUAAUGUUGGUGGAGAGUGGAGUCUAGUUGGAUUUCCAAAAUCAGGAAGUUCAUACUUUUAUGGACGAACUAAAAAGCAAAUAGUUCGUACUUUUCAUGGACGGGUGGAGUAUAUUUCUGGUUAGUUUUGUCUGAUAGCCUCACUCUUCUUUUCUAUGUGGUAGGUAUUCAAUUUACUUUUAGCAAAUCCAUGGUUGUUGAUUCGGCAGUCAGAAUCGACCUCGUAUCCACGAUGAGUGUAUCCUAAGCAGCGGAAGUUCAAGAACAUCCAGCAGUUGGGGAAUGUGGGACUAGUUGAAACAUGUUUAUGUCUGCACCAUUGUAAAGUCUUGAAUCAUGAUAGUUAGGUUAGUACAUUACAGAAAUGAACAUGAAGUUGUGGUGUAUAACCUAUUUAUUUUAGUUUAAUGGAAAAUGUUUCAACCUGCUCUUGACCAAGA
Molecule: messenger RNA, 1124 nt
Organism: Salvia splendens (bonfire salvia)
Lineage: Eukaryota; Viridiplantae; Streptophyta; Magnoliopsida; Lamiales; Lamiaceae
Product: triphosphate tunnel metalloenzyme 3
Exons: 2
Coding region: 54-662 (202 amino acids)
Source: RefSeq, a predicted model, not a curated record